Messenger RNA from Rhea pennata, 1983 nucleotides. It is a transcript of the gene LPAR4, whose product is annotated as lysophosphatidic acid receptor 4. Lineage: Eukaryota; Metazoa; Chordata; Aves; Rheiformes; Rheidae. The record is from RefSeq and is a predicted model, not a curated record. Bases 447 to 1493 code for a protein of 348 amino acids. The transcript has 2 exons. Gene Ontology annotation, molecular function: lysophosphatidic acid receptor activity. Gene Ontology annotation, cellular component: plasma membrane. Gene Ontology annotation, biological process: phospholipase C-activating G protein-coupled receptor signaling pathway; positive regulation of Rho protein signal transduction.
CGCGGGCUGCAUCACCCACCGGCCCGGGGAAUAAAGCGUUAGCCCCAGCCGCGCGAUGACUCGUUCACCGGCCUCGGCCGCCCGCGGGAACUGCCAAAGGGAGCGGAGGAAGAGGAGAAGCAAGCGCCGCGAGCACGGGGCGCGCUAGCGGGGAGGCCGGGCUUUAAAAGCGGGCUCGGGCUUCCCACCCUAUGGAACCGGAGACGGCUGGAAAAGCGAGGAGAGGGCAGCGACCGCCCCGCGAAGGCGCCGCGGCAGAUCGGCCCUUCCCCGCCGGAGGGGUAACAGCAAAGGGCGAAGGGACUCGUGGCAAACUCAUGGUAGCAAGGUGUCAAGCAACCCUCCUGGGAUGUGUUUCUUCAGGAUGAAAGGAGAGCACUACCUUAUUUUAUGGAUGUCACUGAAAUAGACUUUGAGGUUCUUUGGAAGCUCAUCACAAGCCUGGCAUGGGAAACCACAGCAACAAUCAUACCUGCUUGACAGAUGAUUCCUUUAAGUACAACUUGUACGGGGCUGUGUACAGCGUGGUCUUCAUCCUCGGUUUGAUUACUAACUGUGCCUCCCUCUUUGUUUUCUGCUGCCGGAUGAAAAUGCGCAGCGAAACAGCCAUUUUCAUGACAAACCUGGCUGUUUCAGACUUGCUGUUUGUGUUCACCUUGCCUUUUAAAAUUUUUUAUAAUUUCAACAGGCACUGGCCUUUUGGAGACAGCCUAUGCAAGAUUUCCGGUACAGCAUUUCUCACUAACAUCUACGGGAGCAUGCUGUUCCUCACCUGCAUUAGCGUUGACCGUUUCCUUGCCAUCGUCUACCCGUUCCGAUCUCGUACCAUUAGGACAAGGAGAAAUUCAGCCAUAGUAUGUGCUGGUGUUUGGAUACUGGUCCUCAGCGGUGGAAUUUCAGCUUCGUUGUUCUCCACAACCAACGUCUCUAACACCAGCACAACCUGCUUUGAAGGUUUUUCGAAACGUAUCUGGAAAACCUACUUGUCUAAGAUCACUAUAUUUAUUGAAGUGGUAGGAUUCAUAAUUCCUUUGCUACUCAACCUUACGUGCUCUUCUUUAGUACUCAGGACUCUUCGGAAACCUGCCACCUUGUCUCAGAUUGGGACAAACAAAGAGAAAGUACUGAAAAUGAUCAUUGUGCAUGUGGCCAUUUUUGUCGUGUGCUUUGUGCCUUACAACUCCAUACUCUUCUUGUAUGCUCUUGUGCGGUCCCAAGCAAUAGCAAAUUGCUCCUUGGAGCGCUUUGCCAGGACCAUGUACCCAAUCACGCUGUGCAUCGCAACAACGAACUGCUGCUUUGACCCGUUCAUCUACUACUUCACCUCAGAAUCCUUCCAGAAGUCUUUCAACAUAAAAACACAGAUGAAAAUGGAUUCUCUUUUCAAGACUGAAACACCUCUAACAAAGACUGCGCUACCGGCACCACAGGACGAAAUAAGUGACCAGGCUAUUACGAACGGGGGAGAUCCAACAUCUGAAUCACAUUUCUAGUGAUGUGUUUACACAUGGAGUUAUCCCCCAGUCAUUUCUGCAUUAACACCAUGUGCAAAAUAGUUGCUUCUGAAUGUGGGUUCACGCAUGGUGCUACUGAAGAAAAGCUAAUGGGGGAUAGCUACACAGGUGGGCAAAUGCUCUCACGGGAAUUGCUCCAUCAGAUGCAACAGGCACCUCCAUUUGAGAACAUGAGAUACAAUAAUCCAGAUGGAUCUCUUUGGAGAUUAUGGAUGGGUGACCAUACGCACCAGCUGAGGAGGGAAUGGAACAGAUUCUUUAAUCACAAGAUGCCAACAUUUGGCAUUUUCUCCCCUCAGCAUUUGAUGUGGGACCAGUUGGGAAACACACAAUUUAAUUUUCUUAGAGAUAUCUGCCAAUAUUUCAUGUCUUCUGGAGAUGAAUCAUCAUAUGCUAACUCAAUAACUUCACACAAUAUGUAUGUUUGCUUAAAAAGGUGUAAUAAAAGCCUUGGCUUUUUCUUUUUUCA